AAGCGUGGGUCUCCCUGGGAGCGGGUCUGCCCUUGGGGAAGGCCUCUCGGCUCUGUGCCCUGCAGCCCGACUGACAUUCGGAGCGGAUCGAAGAGGGGCUCGGCGGCCCCGGCGUGCACUUGUGCUAGCCCGGGCACGAGGGAGCGCCUCUGCGGAGGAGCCCAGGAAGUGGGGGAGGGAGAGACGCGCCAGAACCUCGGUCCCGGGCGCCGUGGUCGGCCGCGGAGGAGCUGCAGCCUCCAACAGAUGCUGUUCCCUCUGCCUGGGAGACCGUCCUGCUCCACUGUCCUCUAAGCCUCAGCUCCAGACUCACCCUGUCAGAGAAGCCCACCCUGCUGCUUCAGGAAGUUGUGCGUCUCUGGCAUGCUACCUGCUCUGCUCCCCCAUCAGAGCUCGGCCAGGAAGCAAAGGUUGCCACAUCUCCCCAAGCCAGGCCUGCCUGAAGCGCUGCAUGCAAAUUUGGCUGCUGGCUAGGGCACACUAAACAGAGUUGUAGGCAUGGACUUCGUCAUGAAGCAGGCCCUUGGAGGGGCCACCAAGGACAUGGGGAAGAUGCUGGGCGGAGAGGAGGAGAAGGACCCUGACGCACAGAAGAAGGAGGAGGAGCGGCAGGAGGCACUUCGGCAGCAAGAAGAGGAGCGCAAGGCCAAGCACGCACGCAUGGAGGCCGAGCGUGAGAAGGUCCGGCAGCAGAUACGAGACAAGUACGGGCUGAAGAAGAAGGAAGAGAAGGAGGCUGAGGAGAAGGCAGCCCUGGAGCAGCCCUGCGAAGGGAGCCUGACCCGGCCCAAGAAGGCCAUCCCGGCAGGCUGCGGGGACGAGGAGGAGGAGGAGGAGGAGAGCAUCCUGGACACGGUGCUCAAAUACCUGCCCGGGCCACUGCAGGACAUGUUCAAGAAGUAACCGGCCCUCCCACCGCAUCCCCACUCCACUUGUUACUUUUUUUUUUUUUUUUGGUUCUUUCUUUUCUUUUUAUUCAUUUAAGUCUCAGUUCUGAAGGGGAAAACCUCAGUUGGCCUCUGUCCCCCUUCCCUGGCCAGGGGCUCCUCCCCCUCAGCACUCUUCACACUCCCUUCAUCCCAGGGUAUCCAGCCUCCACCUCACUCCCAAGUUGCUUGAAAAGAAGAAGACAGCUUUUCUCCAGCAGGGGGUAUUGAACCCAGUGCAGGAAGCACUGGGGGCCCCCUCCAGAAGCCUAAGGUCUGGGCUGGUGUGGUAAUCCCCAUACAUUCCUUCAUGUGCCCCACUGCCAGGAGGACCACUGUCCCCAGCCAGCCAAAGUAAUGACACAUUCCAGCCCUGCCCAGCAUGCUGACCUUUGGCCUCUAAACCCCAGUGGGCCUCCAGGUCAGGGCAGGGGCGUUGAGUGGCCUGGCUCUGAGGAAGGGAGUCAGGGUAAGUCUGUCCUGUUAGGGCUUAGCCUGAGUCUGGCCUGUUCUGUUCUGGCCAGGCCUGGGUCUGGGCAGGAGGCUGAGGCUCUCCUUCUUUCCUCCCUCUGAUGACACCCAGUCUAGGAGCAUUCCUCUCCCAACCCCCACCUGAAGAGGCCUAGCCCCUGCCAAGCCAGUCCCUCCAAAUGGAUCCUCUAUGGACUUUAACUCAUCUAUGGAGGGGCCCCAGGGUAGGGCAGCCCCUUGUUUCUCCCCCCCACUCCACUUAGGUCCUGGAGCCCCACUGCCAGGCUGGGCCCGGCUUGCCCAGCCAAGGGGCUGCCCAGGCCCCCCAGAAAAUACUUGGAGCCAUUGGGCAGCGAUGGCCCAUGCCAUGGGACUCCCCCAUUGGUACAGCCAAGCUGCCCCCAUUCUUAUCCACUCCUCUUCCUCACCUUGUCCUGUUCAUAUGCUUCCAGGGCCCCACGGUCCACAGGAGGACCCUUCCUGGCCAAAGCCCCAAACUUUUUGGGAAAAGCCAGUUCCCAGUUGACAGAAGGCAUCUGUUCUUUCAUCUUAUUGGCCAAGAACAAACUCUCCUCUGGGAUGUGUGAGACUGGCAUUUGUUCCCCCCACCCAAUUGUCAAGGCCUCCUUCUCAGUAAGUUGUAUGAGAACUGGGAAGCCAUGGAGCAAAUGAGAGAGGAAAGUGUUUGCCCAGGCAUGCAUGAAUGUGCAUGGCAGAGACUGCAUCAGCAAUUGUAUGUCCAGAGAUUAUACACAUAAGCCUAUGAUUAGAGUGUCUUGAGAUUGUGUGUGUGUGUUAGUCAUCAUCCCUGUGUGAUGUAUGUUAGGCAGCCUUGUGUAUGUAUGCUUGUUUGAGGUGGUAUGUAUGAGUUGAGAUUGUGUCAUAUGUGUGUACUAACCAUCUCAUAUGUGUGUUAGAGCUUGCAUGUGUUAGCUAGUAUCUGCAUUUGUUUUCAAAAAUAACAGGUAUGUCAGGAGUGAUGAGAAUGUGUUAGAUGUUGUAGAAGUAUGUGUUUGAGAGAGCUGUCAGAUAUGCUGAGACUGUUGUGUGCAUGUGUUUGGCUCUGAAAAGGCAGUUGUGUGCAGGACGUGUGCUUGGGGAGAAGGAACAUAGGUAAGAUGACCCCUCUUGGCCCCCAAACCACUAGUCACAGAUGGCCACAUCCAAGAGGAGACCUUGUCCUUGGCCUAGAGUCCUCCUGCCCUUGGGGGGUUCCUGCCUGAAGUCCUCAGAAGUCCACUGGGACAGACCCAGGCAGUGCCCCAAGAAGCCAUGGUGGGCCCCCACCAGGGCCUACCCCAAAAGCAGGGGACAGGGAGGGGGCGGCUUGCCUGUCCCGAAGCCCCUGCCCCAUUGGCCCCAGUUUGCAUUCUGCCGGUUUUCCAUUUUAGUGAAUUUACGCUUUUAUUUCAGAGAGAGACAUGGGUCUUCUCUGUCUGUUUCCAAUAGUUAAAGCCAUAUCAGUUAGACUGCAAUACUUUAAAGAUGAGACAAAACAAUCCAUAUGUUUAGGGAACCAGAAAAGUCCCCUGGUCUGUCCCUUCUCUGGGGAGCAGGGCCUCAGCAGCUCCAGCUCCCUGGACUUGCCCUUCUCUCCCGCCCACACCCCCUCCCCUGUGCCCCUGUGUCCCGUCCCCCCAGGGGGCCUGUGUCUGUGUCUGUGCCUGUUUCUGUGAUGGGGAGCCACCUUGCACCCCUGUUGUCUGCUUGUCUGUUUGUAUCUGUUAUCCUGGGCAGGAUGGUCAUUCUCAGGAGCCCCGGGGUCCUGGGGCAGAAACAGGCAGGGCCCAGUCCUGGGCCCCAGGCCUCCCCAGACCCUGUGUGUAGGUCCUACCUGGACACAGGGGUGAAUCCCAAGUGUUCAGAAAGGUCUCCCUCUUGACAGGGGCCCGCAGACUUCAAAGGUGAUGCCAGGGCACAGAGAGUGCCAGAUGGACAGUGAAGACCGAGGCCCAGGGAGCUUCAGAUGAGCAGGGGAACCUAGCCAUGCAAGACAUCCCAGGCAGGCCUGAGGAACCCCAGGUCCCCAAGCGGCAUCCCUCACAGUCUUCACAGCCCCUCUGCACCCCCAGAGCAGGCUCAGGGCUUUUCCCAUAUGAGAGUGCCUUCCAGGCUGGCUGGCUUAGUCUGGUGCACAUCCUGGAUUCCUUUAGACUCCUCCAGCCUGCUUCUGAGCAGGACGACUGGAGGUUUUCCUGGAGGCAGGGACAGGGGGAGAAUUUCUGCCUGGGGCAUACUACCAUAACUCUUGGGUCCAGGGGAACACGAUGACCACCAUUCCUGACACAGACCUUCCAGUGGAGAGAGGCUAAUAUGUGGCCCAGAGAGGAUGUCAUGUGCAAACACACUUGUGGGAGCACAAAGUAUUUGUGAGGUGCUCUAGCAGAGAAGGGAUGGUCACAUGAAGUACCUGGGGUGGGAGGUGUAUAAGGCCCACUGAUGGGAGGGGGAAGAAUGUGUCACACACAAAUGGGGCAGUGUGCAUGUGACACACUUAGGAGGUGGGGCAGGGAGGGAGUGGCCCCAGAAUUCAGCAUGCGCACACACAACAUACAAGGGAGCUGUUCUCCCAGCUAGGAGAACGGGAAGAAGCAAUCAUUGCAUGUGGGUGAAGACAGAACAAAAUGCCCGCUUGCCAGGGGUGGCCACUGCUGUGCUGUGUGCCUGGGAGCUAACCACCAGAGAGAAGGGAAGUGCUUUUCUGGAUCUCCUGUGCUGGGCACUGGCAAUGUCCAGAACUUCCACACAGGUACAUCCUCUGCUCCAGGUCCAGAAAGUGUCCUUAACUACAAAGGGGUUUCCUCCAAAGGUAAGCAGGAGGUCAAGAGACCCUCCCAGCUGUGAGAGAGGGAGAGAGCCAGAGAGAGAGAAAGGGAAAUAGAAACAGAACAGAAGUUCUUCAGCCCAGGUCCCUCUCAGGUGGGACAGCUGGUGGACAAAGCAACCUCCCCAGAGGCUCAGAGCUAGAGUAAAAUGGGGUGAACCACCAGCCCCGGGAGCCCCUGCCACCCAGCCAGCAGGGUUGCCCACCACCACCACCCAACUGUUCCAUCCUUCUAGGUUCCUCAAACCCUUGAGUGCACAGGGGCUGGGGGUCAGACUGGCUCAGAUGACGGGACAUCUCUCAGGCCUGAGGACAUGACUCCCCCCACAUGUCCCCUGCUCUCCUCCCCACUCCUGUGCCCCACCCUCUUCACUGGAAAGAGAAUGAGAGGUGCUCCUGCUGGCCCUCGGGUGGGGAUGUGGGUCCUAGUGAGACCCAGGUGAGGAUGACCAUCCUACUUGCGUGGGGAAAUCCAUUUCCCACUGUGCUGUGUCCUUGUUGCUCUGCUUCCUUUAAAUGUGUCAGUGCCUGGGGGGAAGGGAGGGGCAACCCCCAUGCCCCCCUGAACCUGACCAAAAGCCAUGGCUGUUGCUCCCCCUUUGUAUGACGCAGAUGCUAAGAUGUACCAAACCAACCAUGACAACAAAGAAAAGACCUUGUACAGCA
Balaenoptera musculus (blue whale) is the source of this 4887-nucleotide messenger RNA. It is a transcript of the gene CPLX2, whose product is annotated as complexin 2. Bases 499 to 903 code for a protein of 134 amino acids. The transcript is spliced from 6 exons. The record is from RefSeq and is a predicted model, not a curated record. Gene Ontology annotation, molecular function: syntaxin binding. Gene Ontology annotation, biological process: regulation of neurotransmitter secretion; synaptic vesicle exocytosis; neurotransmitter transport. NCBI's taxonomy places the organism in Eukaryota, Metazoa, Chordata, Mammalia, Artiodactyla, Balaenopteridae. Gene Ontology annotation, cellular component: terminal bouton; SNARE complex.